Messenger RNA from Dichomitus squalens LYAD-421 SS1, 992 nucleotides. RefSeq names its product kinase-like protein. The transcript has 3 exons. Lineage: Eukaryota; Fungi; Basidiomycota; Agaricomycetes; Polyporales; Polyporaceae. Bases 1 to 933 code for a protein of 310 amino acids. The record is from RefSeq and is a predicted model, not a curated record.
AUGUCUGAGACCAUAUCUAAGGACAACACUACCGGGUCCUCCGACGAGAUUGCCUGCCAGUUCCCUGAUGAAAUCUUCAAACCCUCGAGAGACGCGAUAGAUGGUGUGCUUCGAUUGCUCGGCAAAACGCUGAAACCACUCGGCGAAGAGCUGUGGUCCAGGAAUACAUUCUACGACCUUGGCGAUGGUCGAAUGGCAAAGGUCGGGCCGACAGUCAAGAUCUACGAAGCUCGCGCUAUGCAUUUUGUCCGCUCUUAUACUAGCAUUCCCGUCCCAGACCUCUAUAUGGUCUUCGAACAUGACGAUCAGACAUAUAUCGUCAUGGAGCUCGUCGACGGCAUCUCCCUACGCGACGCCACCCAUACUACUAACGCCGAUGGAUCUCCCAACUACGGCUUGGGCCCUGGCUUGAUUGCUGAUGACGAAGUUACUACCAUCAUCGAAGACUUGAAGAACAUUGUCGAAGAGCUACGGGAGCUUGGUCGCCGCUUUCCUCCAAAGAACCCGUGGUUCGGCGCGUGGCCAGAGGGUCCCCUCAGCAAUUGCUACACUUGGGAAGCAGUUCCUGCGGCGCCAUUCAAGAACAUCGACGAGUUCCACGCGUACUUUCUGGAACGCUUACGGCCUAGAUGUCCAGACCCCUCGACAUACGAGGCCUUGGAGCAAAUCAGACGCGAAGCACAAGACCAUGCGCCAGUUCUGACGCAUGGUGAUCUCGCUCCUCGGAACAUCCUCGUGAAAGGUGGGAGAGUUGUUAGCGUCGUGGACUGGGAAACAUUUGGCUGGUAUCCGGACUUCUGGGAGAGGAUGACGAUCGAGAACGAAGACUUAGGGAGCCGAAUACGUCAGGCAGUUACUACGGUGUUCGGCGAGAAGCCUUCCGCAGCGCAGGUGUAUUUGUAUGUCGACGCUUGCUUGGGCUUACCGUGGUAGCACCGAUACGAAGUGAGUAGAAAAUGAAGGAGAAGGAGAAAUGACAAUGGAGAUGUGGG